Acinonyx jubatus (cheetah) is the source of this 4349-nucleotide messenger RNA. It is a transcript of the gene SPIDR, whose product is annotated as scaffold protein involved in DNA repair. Gene Ontology annotation, biological process: regulation of establishment of protein localization to chromosome; double-strand break repair via homologous recombination. The coding region runs from base 124 to 2934 and encodes 936 amino acids. NCBI's taxonomy places the organism in Eukaryota, Metazoa, Chordata, Mammalia, Carnivora, Felidae. Gene Ontology annotation, cellular component: nucleoplasm; nuclear chromosome. The transcript is spliced from 20 exons. The record is from RefSeq and is a predicted model, not a curated record.
CGCCAAUUGUAGCGCACAGUGAGGCGCGCGGAGCGAGUUCGGUGGCGCGCUGCUUUCCGGCACCUUGAGGAGACAGCCAGCCUUUGCGAAGGCUCCGCGCGGGAGGUGGCUGAGCGUCUAGAGAUGCCUGGCGGCGGUACCUCGUGUACCCGGAAGAGAAAAAGAAAUUGGGAUAUAGAAUACCCAUCCUUACCUGGAGGGAGUCCACUGAAGUUCAGAAGAGCAGGUCUCAGGACAGUGGGGGCAACUGCCUCUCUCUCUGAAGCAUGGCUCAGGUGUGGAGAAGGAUUUCAGGACACUUCUGGGACCCUGUUGUUAACGGCUGAAAAGAAGAUUGUUACAGAGAAGCACCUUGAAUUAUCCCUGAGACCCAAGGAAGAAACUGCUGCAUCUAAGAGUACCAGUGGACUUACAGAUAUAACAUGGAGUUCCAGUGGAAGUGAUGUGUCAGAUGAGGAUAAAACACUUUUUAAAUCACAAAGAGAUAAUGGACAUAGUUCUAGGAUAGACAGAUUUUCUAAUAGGAACAAGAAUAUUUUAUGUACAGAAGAUGGGGCCAGUGAAGAUGAACUACAGUUUAUUGACUGGGAGAUUGACAGUGACAGGGAAGAUACUAGUGAGUAUAAUGAAUUUGAAGACUGUGAGAGUGUUGUGGAAAUAUCAGACUGUGCUUCUUGUUCAAGCAAUCAUUCUUCAACUAGUGAAGAGGGGUUCUCUGAGCUCUUGAAGAGAAGUUCUACAGAAAUUUUGGAAUAUUCAUCAGAUAGUGAAAAGGAAGAUGACUCAGAGAAUGCCUUGUUCAUUGAUUCAGAAUCCUCUCCCAAAAACCACAUGGAUUUUGGAACUGAUGUUAGAGAGGUGAUGGAGAGACCAAUAAGGCGGAAGGUGAAAUCUGCAGAGACCAUUUUGUACAUGCCCCAGAAGCAGACGUUUCCCAGGACUCCAGGACCAUCAGCAAAGAUGAAGCUUCUAAGAGGCGGGCUAGCAGAAAGACUAAAUGGACUGCAAAAUCGAGAGAGAUCUGCCAUUUCUUUAUGGAGACAUCAAUGUGUUUCUUACCAAAAGACGCUUUCAGGUAGAAAGUCUGGCAUAUUAGUUGUGAAAAUUCUAGAGCUGCAUGAGGAAUGCACCAUCCAAGUUGCUAUGUGUGAGCAGUUCGCAGGGAUGCAAGCCGACAGCUCUUCUCUAGGUCAGGCCCCCAGGACUGGACUGAAGGUGCUGUUCACCAAGGAGACUGCUUGCCAUCUCAGGGGACGUCCCCAAGACAUCAUCCAUAUUUACCCUCCCUGGCAAAAGCUUGUUAUCCCAAAUGGAAGUUGCCCUGUUAUUCUGAAUACUUACUUUUGUCAGAAAAUUGUCACCAAAGAAGAUUCAAAAAUAAUACGUGAAGUGCACUGUUGGGACACACCCCUUCCAAGAAGAAGUAUCACUUUGGCCCAGAUGUUUAUAUUUAAGAAUCUAACAAUUAAAUCUCCUGAAGGCCAGGUUAUGUGUAGUGAUCUCACUACCAUGAGGACAGAAUGCACCCGUGGACAUGAGGAAACCAAGCAAUGCUUCCCAACUCAAGCUCCCCUGAGGGACUCUCUUCUGGAUGCAGUGGAAAGCCAGGGAGCUGCCCCAUGGUCAGGAGUCAAGGUCCGAGUGGUGGUACAAAGAGUUUACUCUCUUCCCUGCAGGUAUCAGCAGGGAGGUGGCUCAGCUGUUCCACCGGGCCCAGACCCAUCCAGAGCUCGAGUCUGCCUUCUCGUGCAAGAUGCCUAUGGAAUGUUCAGUGAAGUAUACUCUGAGGGCGCCAUCUUGAAAGACCAACAGUUGGAAGGGAAAUCCUGCAGCCUGAUGGGAAUGAAGGUUCUACAGAAGGCUACCAGAGGAAGGACAGCAGGGCUUUUCAGCUUGAUUGACACCAUGUGGCCUCCAGCCAUGCCUCUGAAAGCACCUGGCCGUGGCCAAGCCCAUGAAGAGGUAGAAACUCGUGUGCCUCCUCCUAGCUUCUGUUACAUCCUCUCUGCUCAUCCAAGUGUGGGACGGAUUGAUGUCAUAGAAGAAGACCGCAUUUCUAAGCUUUACCAACCUCCAGUUACCCGCUUCUUAAGAGAAAUUCUUCAGACCGAUGACCACAGUACACGUUGCAGUUUCUAUGCCAGAGUGAUUUAUCAAAGAUCACAGCAAAGGGAGAUUUGGCUGAUGGUGACUGAUGUCACCCUGCAGAUGCAGGAUGAGAAUAACUCUGGCCUCCCCAAAACUGUACCAGUCUGUGUGGCCCCCUCAUGUGUGCUGAGCCAGGAAGUCGUGGAAGCGCUCGCCGAGGCUACCCCUCACAGCUUCCUCUUCAGGGACACUCUCCGAGCCCAGGGUCAGAUUGUUUGUGUUGAACGAAGUGUCCUUUUGCUUCAAAAGCCCCUUUUGGGUAUGGCCUCCAGUGCUCCCUCCUGUGAACUGACCAGCCCUGUGAAGCUCAAUGAACUGGAUUCUGUCACUCAGGUCAACUCCAUUUGCAGCGUUCAAGGCACUGUGGUUGGUGUGGAUGAGAGCACGGCUUUCUCAUGGCCCACCUGUGACCUGUGUGGCAACGAGAGACUGGAGCAGAGCCCGGGAGACAGAGGCGCCUUUUCCUGUGGGGACUGCUCCCGCGUGGUCAUCUCUCCUCUUCUCAGAAGGCACUUGCAGGUGUUCCUGGACUGCCCGUCUCGCCCCCAGUGCACAGUGAGGGUCAAGCUGUCCCAGGCCAGUAUUUCUUCGCUCCUGAGGUUCGCCGCCUGUGAAGAUGGGAGUUAUGAAGUGAAGAGUGUCCUCGGAAAGGAGGUGGGGCUGUUGAAUUGUUUUGUCCGGUCCGUAACCACCCACCCGGCUAGCUGCGUUGGAUUGGAGGAAAUUGAGCUCCUGACUGCAGGAAGAGCCUCUUCCCGACACUGCCCGUCGCCACAGGAGCUGUGAACUUUGUGAUGCAGCGGAGGUGGUGGUGGUUGGGGUAGUUAUUUGUUAACUACGGGCAGAGUGAGUGUACUGUAUGAUCUUGAAAUGGAACUUAGAUUUUUCUAGGGCAAAUGUUAGCAAGAUAAUUUUGUAAACUAUACCUCAAAAUGCUUUUUUCUACAGUUAUAUUUUACGACCUUUGUGCAAAUUCAGGAACAUGUCAUAUUAAAACUUAACUAAGCUUGAGGCCUUCAUUUUGUACUUCAUCUCAGGCAGUAUUAAAACAGCAAGAGAAAAAUUCUGCUCACUUGUAAUUUUUAAGUGUUUAAAACUGUUACUCCCAAAGUAUAGAUAAGUUACCUGCUGUGAUUCUCGCUAUACCGAUAGGCCUGUUUAAUCAUGCUGGGUACUGUGCACAGAGAGCCGAGAUUACAGACUCAAGAGGAGUGAUUGGUUAUUGUUGGCUUUGUUGGCAGAGAUUUAAAUUAACACGAAAUGAUAAAUAAAUUGUCUUUAGACAAUAAAGAUUUUGUUUCCUCCUUUAUAACAAGACAAUCGUGAUAGGCCACGGUUAAAUUACAUAAGAUAGACCCAGCAGUCCAGAGCAAGAAAGGGCGCCGAGUCCCCGCUUUAAUUGGGGGAAGGUGAACGGCUUGAUUUGUCCUGAGGAAGCUUCGAAACAUUUCAACGACCGGCAGGGCUGCUGCUUUUGAGGAGCGUUUUGACCGUCUUUUGCAUCUACCACAGAACUCUUAUGUUUACACCCACCCGGAAAACCUACUGGAAGCUGUACCUAAGGCCGAGGAAAGUGAAAGCAAAGUCCCAUGGAAGCCAAAGGCGACUCAGACAUGCUGUGCGGAGAGCCGGAUCCCUCCCCUCACCCCUCACCCCUGCAGCAGCCAACUGAAGUUAGGGAGCCCCUGGGGGCUCUUGCCUACAGAGGAGCCCCUAAGUCAACUGCAGGACCGGUCAUCCCGCCAGCCUCCUCCCCAAGUCCCGGAACUUCUCUGGGAGCACCUUCCACCGGAAAGCUACUAGUCUAGCACGAGUUCCUUUAUUCGUGCUUCCUCGAUCUGAGGCAAACAAAACAUCUGGAGGUAGACUCCGGCAGGUUUCAAAGAGCAAAGCAGAUCCCCUCUUCUAGGGAGCUCAGGUCCCCCCUCAAGGACACACACCUGAGUCCCGCGGCCUCCCCGGUGCCUAGCUGCACGCCUGGCACUGGAACGUGCCCUUCCCCAGCGAGGUCCUGGGGCCACCAGCAUUCAGGAGUCACUGUGACUACGGGAAUCGGGGGUGGUUUUAAAUGCUUCUUUAUUCUUACAAAUGCUGUAAAAAUUAAUAUAAAAAAGUGAGCAUGCUCAGUCUUUUCCUCUUAUCUACAAUACAAAGGGCUUGUCUGAAAAGUUUGUUUCCUUUUUUUUUUCUUUUCUUUUUUU